AUGUCACAACGAUCUAGCCAAGGUCCUUUUACGCAAGGCCCGCCAGAGGUGAUCAUGAUCGACGAUUCGGAUGACGAAGAACUUCCACCAGUGUCUAGCAUCGCUAGCACCUCGCGCAAUACCUUGAGUGGUCAAACGAAGCAAGAAGCAGCUUUGAUCAUUUCCGAAGAAUCUGACUCUGCGCAAGCCGAAGAGAUCUCUGGUAGCGUGGAAGGGCUCCCGCAAGAACCACCAGCCUCGGGGCAGCCACAAGCAACGCCGCACGUUCAGAGACAGGUCGUCACAAAUGCUGCCAAUGCAGGCGAAGAUGUGGAAAUGGAAGACCCCGCGGAAGGUCCCUCCUCAUCGCGCUUGGCGACACCACCACCUCGGGAAGCGGUCGACGCCGCACCUGGAGAGCAGGCCGCAAGUGCAGCGGAGCCUCGGAGCGUUGCGAUAUCCACCUCGCUCGCAGGUCCUGGUAUCAGGCUAGCAGAUGUGCUCAAGAGCCCUGCACCGCCAGAGCGUAGCCUUUCUUCCGCAUCGCCCAGCCGAUCGCAGACCCACUCUCACGCUGGCCCCUCAGUGCUCAUGGAUGGCAGUCGGCCACGCGCCAUGGGGAGCGUGCAAGGAGAGGUACCCUAUGAAGAGGCGCUGCAGGCUGCGGCUCGCGCUACUGCGGCUCAGAGGACAGCGGAGUCAGCUCAAUUGGUGCGACCUGUCGCAAACACUGUCACCUCGAGCACAGUGCAAAGAUUCGAUCGCGACUCGACAUCAGAGGCCUUUGCCUCGCCAGUCGGAGCACUAGCAGACCCGGCCACCACUUCAGCACCAAGCGAGAUUGCCGACGCGAAGAGUUUUGCUGAUCUGUCUGAGGCGAAGGCUUCAGAAGCUCACGUGGUCACUUCAGAACCCCAGAGGACGCCAGCAUGGCAUCCCCAGGGAGUUCUCUACCCUGAAAGUAGAAGCAUUUCGACUCCUCAGGAGCUGGUCGACCUCGUCGCUAAUCCAGAUCCUUCUCUAGACCUGAACGCAGUGGCGGAACUUGCACGAGGUCUUCCAGCCGGGCCAGGUGGUAUAGGCAUGUCGGCCUCCAUAGAUCUUGCAGAAAGCGGCGAAUUGCUGUUACGGACAUUGCAGGCUUCGAAUCUUCAGCUGGCUGCUGGCCAAGUCUUGCAGUACGCCCCCUCCGUACAACCAAGGCAUGGACUUCCCGCUCAUCCCGAUGUGCUGAGAACAGGACUGGUCUACUCUCCUGCCAUGAUGCUGCACUGCCCGCCGCAAAACAUGGACGAGGAUCCAGAAGUGUACGAUCGGCAUCCUGAACAACCCAAACGAAUCUCUGAAAUUUAUCAAAAAUUGGUUGCGCAUGGUUGUGCAAUGAGAAUGAAGAAGAUCAACAUUCGCGAGGUCACGAAAGAGGAGACCAUGCUGGUACACGAGGAAGGAGUUUGGGAUGGCGUGGAAAUUACUGCGUUCCAUACUCUGGAUGUGCUUGGCUUAAUCUCGCAGCAACUUGAAGCGUCUUCAUCCCUGUAUAUCAACCAGCACAGCGCCAAGUGUGCACGGCUGAGUGCUGGGGGCGUAAUUGAAAUGGUCGAUGCUGUGGUCUCGGGUACCAUCAGGAAUGGCUUUGCAAUCGUUAGGCCUCCGGGCCAUCAUGCAGAGCCUUCGAAGAGCAUGGGCUUCUGUUUCUACAACAACGUGGCUAUUGCGACAAAGUGGGUCAUGGAGAAGUACAAGAAUGCGGUCAAGCCCGUCAAAAGGGUUCUCAUCCUGGAUUGGAAGCGUGGCGCAACGUCCACCAGGGACGUGCACCACGGAAACGGUACACAAGACGCCUUCUGGUCAGAUCCCAACGUGCUCUACAUAUCCGUGCAUCGACACGAAGACGGCAAAUUCUUCCCUGGAGGAGAAGAUGGCGGCAUGGACAAGGUGGGAGGGGGUGCGGGCUGCGGCUUCAACGUCAACAUCCCUUGGCCAGCCGCGGGCAUGGGUGAUGGAGAGUACAUUGCGGCAUUUCAACACAUCGUCAUGCCCAUCGCGUAUGAGUUCAACCCGGACCUUGUCAUCAUCAGUGCAGGCUUCGACGCCGCUUAUGGGGACCCGCUUGGAGAAUGUUUAGUCUUGCCUGCCGCCUAUGCCCACAUGACGUACAUGCUCAGUGGACUGGCCGAAGGAAGGUGUGUGGCUGCGCUCGAAGGCGGAUACAAUCUGGAGGCUAUCGCCAACUCUGCCCUGAAGGUGACCGAGACGCUGCUCGGCGAUCCGGCUCCUAUGCCGGCUAAUCUCACUUGCAACGCGCUUGCCUCGGCGACCAUCAGACAGGUAAAAAGGGCCCAAUCAAGGUAUUGGAGGAGCAUCCACUGGGACGACAACGAUCCUUCAGCCUACGACGAUGCUGGCUUGCCAGCCUACUCUCUCUCUGAUGUCUUGCGAUCGCAUCGAGAGGCGGAGCUGCUCAGUACGUUGCCUCUUGCUCUCAUUCCGAUGGGUGACCCAAAGGAAACCAUCGUGGACGAGACGGGAGUAGUGAGAGGCAAAGGUCGCAACGUCAUGACCCUUCCGCACAGCAAGGAGGAUGAUGAUGAAGGGCAGUAUGAUUGUCGUGGGAGUGUUAUAUGCAGCGCCGACCUACUUGAUCGUACGCCGCCGCGCAAGACGAUCUUGCUGUUCGCUCAUAGCCUUGGCGACGUGCGUAUCGAGCGCCCGGGACUUGACAUUUACGCUGAAAAGGAAGCAGCGCACCUUGUCGAUGCCACUCGCACCAUCUUGGAUUGGGCUCUGGCACGAGACAUUGGCAUUCUGGAUGUCAGUGUGCCUUCUCUAGCAGCAUCGAACGAACAUGCUGUGGACGCAGUCGCAUCUGGAGAGGCUCUAUCCCGCCUUCAGAAGGUGCAAACGGCCGCCGACCAGUUGCUGCUGUACAUCUGGGACAAUUACCUCUCGCUGGUGCUGGGAGCAAAGACCGACGUCAUCUUGAUCGGACAUGGCUCCGCAUGCGAAGCCAUCAUGACUCUCUUGAAGAAUCGCGAGCCGACCCAAUUCACGAAGCAAGUCAAAGCAAUCGUACAUGUCCUCGCGCAUAGCACCAUACCGGUCCUGCCAAAGGAUAGGCCCGAGCUCAGAGCGUGGUACGGCCAGGUUUCUAAAGUAUUCCUGCCCCACGAUCACGCACUCUUUGCGGUUGGGGCGCAAGAGCGUUUCGGGCGAAGGCUUGGCAACAUUGAACGUGCUCCUGCUGCGCCUCCUGGCACGAGGGAGCGUCCAAUUGACCUGCUGCAUCGCGCAGCUUCAGACAUUCUGCAAUUUAUCGAGAAACAACUUGCGGCCCAUACCCUCAACGGCUCUGCAGGGCAGCAACCAAAGAAGAAGACAAUCAGUGCUGCACCUCUCGCUUCGCCGCGAGAUUCUUUGCAUCCUGCUGGUAUGCCCAACGGCUCGGCUCCCAUGGUAGCUGAUUCAGACGAGGUGGUGUUCGUGAGCUCAGCACAGUCAUAA
This is a messenger RNA of Ceraceosorus guamensis, 3480 nucleotides long. RefSeq names its product Arginase/deacetylase. Gene Ontology annotation, cellular component: histone deacetylase complex. The transcript has 5 exons. Gene Ontology annotation, biological process: chromatin organization. Lineage: Eukaryota; Fungi; Basidiomycota; Exobasidiomycetes; Ceraceosorales; Ceraceosoraceae. Gene Ontology annotation, molecular function: histone deacetylase activity. The record is from RefSeq and is a predicted model, not a curated record. Bases 1 to 3480 code for a protein of 1159 amino acids.